This is a messenger RNA of Odontomachus brunneus, 5916 nucleotides long. RefSeq lists its product as uncharacterized. Bases 764 to 4021 code for a protein of 1085 amino acids. NCBI's taxonomy places the organism in Eukaryota, Metazoa, Arthropoda, Insecta, Hymenoptera, Formicidae. The transcript has 2 exons. The record is from RefSeq and is a predicted model, not a curated record.
GAAAAGCGACGUCAGUCGGCGCAGGACCGAUUUGCCGUGAGCGCAAGAGCGCGUCUCGCCGCCGUUCACGUGGUUAGGAACUCGUGCGCGCGAAAGUUGAUACCGCCGUCGAGCGACGAGAAGCUGGCUGCUCUUUCGCCAGAUCGAAAAUGGAAUACGACGCAUCGGAUCGGGACGCACGUCUCGCGCGGUAACCCGACAGGGAAAAGCCCUCGCGGGAAUACGCGAGAGAAACUGACGAAGCGACGACGGGGUGAAAGGAAGUGCAAGAGUCACGUCGAGGGUUGCGAACGGGACGAUUCCUCGAUUAUCCUUCGCAGGUUCCGUGCUCUUUUCGUUAAGUCCGCUGGUAUUAUCGACGCAAAAGUGACACACGGUGGACUGAAAGAGAUCGACUCGCACCAGAUAUGAUGAAUUAAGAGCGCGGAUUAUUAAUUGCAGAUAAUCCGAAUGUUUUAAGAAAUACAGUGCGAGGAAUAGAGAAAAUCGCGAGAUCGCUUUCUCGUACUGACAUAAUUGCGGCGUGACUCGGUGAUCCAUAUAAUUCGAGAUAUCUCAAUUCGACGGGCCGUUCGUUCGCCUGCAUGGUUCUUGAGAGAAUUCUGCGUCUGUGCAACAGGAAGAACGUGAUCUUCGUUAUUCUGUGCGCCGCGGUGAUCUACGUGCACCUGCUCGGCGCGGACGAGGAGAUAAAGUGUCGUGGACGAGGAGUGCGGUGUCGUGAGGACGAGGAGGCAUCGAGGUUCCUGAUCGCGCUGCAACUAUGCGGAAGGCGGUCUCCGUGCUCGCGUUGAUCGCACUCGCGUGUGACUUCUUCUCGCGCGAUGUUCUGGUCCACGGCGAUCUCGCCGGAAAGCCGGAAACUGCGGGACGAAGCGAUAGUUAUGAGCAUCAUCAGAAGGACGCACGCGACCAGUUCGACGACGCUGAAGUACCGCGAAGAGUCGUGGAGGAUCGGGAACGAGGACCGAACGAGCCCGUAGGGAAAUGGAGGAGCAACGGCGAGGCACUCGAGCCGAAGUGGCGCGAUGGCGAUUCCGUGCCUCUGUUGCCCUUCUCUCACUACCGGUCAUACUCGAGGGACGACGAGGUCGACGACGUCGAGCAGGACUCGCCCGAGGCGGCUCGUCGACCGCUCAAGUAUCGCUACGCCGCCAACCAGAAUCGUGCCCGAGGGAGAAGACUUCCGUUUGCGGAUGAAGAUGACUACGAGCCGAUGUAUCGCGGUCGCGACCACAACGACCCUGACGAGGACUAUCCGCGCAAGAGACGUCGUCCGCUGAAGAACCCGAACGACUCGGUGCUUCUCUACGAGGAGACGAUCGAGAAUGCGGCGAGCAACGAUGGAAAACGCGGCCGCAACACUGUUGGCGAUCCGCCCAAAGACGGCGAAAAGGAAGCCACCUCGGCGAGGUACCACGAGGCUUUCCAGGCUCGUCCGAACGAGUAUGAGCAUGAAUUCAGCGAUGAGGAAUACCUGAGGCCUCGCCCGAGGAAGAGGCGGCCACCGCAGAACUACGAGUUCGCUUUAGUGAACGAGGCUUCCUCCGAGGUAAACGAAGAGGUCACAGGUACUACGCAACCUCCGACGCACUUGAAGGAUCAAUCGAUUGCACAACCGUCAGACAACGCACGCCGCUCGGGGAACGCAUUCGAACUGAAGACGCUGCUGAAAAUGCAACAGGAGGAGGGUUCGAGCCUGUCGGAGAUUUUGCAACGCAGGAAUCUGACACUGAGCGAUCUGCUGAAGGGAAAGGCCGAUGUAAUCAAUGCCCUGAAGUCGAGGAUUGCCGACGAGUCCGACGAGUAUAUCGAGGAGAUGUCGAGGGUGAUGUCCAACUCGCUGAUGAAGCUCGCUGCCACAGUGUCACCGCCAUGGAGGUCCACGCAGGCGUCCACGUCGACGUCCGAAGCUAUUACGACCAAGUCUGCAACUUCAAGUAUCCCGAAUGACACGGGAUUCAAAAUAACAGUCGUCCCAGAUAACAUCUCGACGAAGAGUUACGACGAGGUGGCUUCAAAUGCCACGAGCAACACGACGGAGGAGGAACCGCAGAGUGCUGAGAGGAUGACGCAACGACAAACCGUGCACGACUCCUCGUGGCCAAAAUUGACCACUCCCCCGAGUCUCUCAAUCACUACAUCGACGUCAUUGCCUGUGGUUAACUCCAUGGAAUACUUCCUGAACGAUGACGGCAACGCGGGAUCGACGAGCGACCGCAGCGCAAAGUUUGAGAACCUCGACGAGGACGAGAUCAUGGAGUUCUCAGAUUUCACGGACUUCAAGAAGGCGAAGAGCUCGAUGACACCAGCUUGGCCGAGCGAAAAGAACACGCCACAACAAUCGUCGGCGAGAGAAACGGGAGAACCUCGUGACUUCGAAUCCACCUUGAGCAUCGAACAGAUUCUCAAUCCCACGGAACGCAUAGAAUUGACGAAAGACUGCGGCGACCAAGGCGACGACGUCGAGGAAUCCGAUGACAAAGAGGCGAGUCAAGACAACGUCCAAUCGAUCUCUAUCAGCGGACCCUUCGCGGAGGACUACAACGCGUUCCUCGAGGCCGAAUAUCAAAACGACGCUGCGCUGCGCUUCGGCGAAGACGACGGCAAACGAAACACCGUGAAAGCCGACGAUGACGUGAACAAGAACACCGCGAAUUCGGAGACGAACAAGAAACGAAUCGCUGACGAAAAGGAUGAAUUACACGAUAAGAAUCAUUCGAGCGAGUAUCACCGCGUAAGUCGACCAGAGAAAAACGGCGAUCGCGCGUUGGAGAACCAUCGGAUCGAGUCGAACAAUAGGCGCUACGAGGAGGUCGUCUCCGAGAUCGAGCCAGAGGCGCGAGCGGAGAUCUUCGAGUUGUUCGCGUCUGGGUCAGCCGGCAAGCGGCUGGAACGAUUGCUCAAGUCGCGAAACAUGAGCGUAGAGGAGCUAAUCGCGCUACGUCAGCGAGGCUCCAGCAAGGUUCAUCUGACGGAGGUGUCGCGGCUGCGAGUACCUGAGUCGAAGAAUCUUCAGACCUCGGAGACCUUCAGUCCGAACAACAGAGAUAUCGUCAUAUCAGUAGCGUCGUCGAAAGGUUCUAACGAACCUCUAAACCUCGCGGAUACGAAGAAGGAAGACGCGAGGGGAGAGAACGCAGAGAUUUCAACGAGCAGAGUGAAGCAGGAUAUCGUGAGCUAUCUGCACAACCCAUUCUUCGAUAAGGACGCGGAGAACACGUCGAUGUCGAGGUUGUUGAAUCUCGUGGAGCGCGACAGAAACGCGUCGAGGAAAGCGACAUUCGCGGACAACGAGGCGAGAGAUGACGACGAGCUGGAAGACUCCCGUCGGACGGUGCAGAUCGUCGACCUGUUGACAACCUUCGGCACCGUGCCUUUCGCGAAGGAAGUGCAGCGACAGUUCGAGUCCAACUUCGGCGGUGGCGAGGAACAUGUGUUGGAGACGAGACCUACCGUGAGCAACGACCACGCGAACAUAGUGUUGAUCAACGAGGAGGAGGAGACGAUCGUUCGAUCGAACAACUCUGCGAACGAGUUCCGCUCUGGAUACGUCAAGGAGAUCACGCGAGAGAACCCAAACACCGUCAACAUCAGAACCGUGUACGACGACGAAAUAGUGAAUAGUGCGAACGACAAGAGCGUCGUCGGUGAAGAGAAGAAGACCUUGUCGAAGGUGAAGCCGAGCAUAAUCGCGAGUGGUGCGAUUCUGGGCGUGACGAUCGUCGUAUUCCUGGCGAUCUUUAUCGUCUGCCGGAUACGGCAGAAGCAGAAGUACAUCUAUCGGAACACGUUCUCGCGAGCGGUGUUCCAGGGCCCGGUGUUGGCCGCGAGGAAACUCUCGAAUUCCAGCAGUCUCAGCACCGUGAUGGUCAACGUCGUCGCCACGUCGACGACCAAAAGACCUGAGCGAAUGGAAGCACAGGAAGCUGCGGAUGAAUUCGAUGGCAAGAGCGACAUAGACAACGACUCGUUGGACGCGAACGACAGCUGGGAGACGAUACCGGAUUACGCGAAGUGAUACACGGCUCGAUACGAGUUCACCUGACUUUAAAUCGAUCAUUACGCGCCGCUAGGUACCGACAGAACAAGCUGCAUUCUCGAGCUCCCACGUAUAGGAUAAGCUAUAUUUAUUUAUAUACAUACGUUUAUAUUGUAAGCGCUGUAUUUUAUAUAAAAGUGUAAAUCUUAUAUUCGAGAUGGUUUCGUAACUGCCCAUCCUCACGUGUGCCUAUUUCUACCAACAUCAACCUGAAUCUGAAUAAUUAAACCUAAGUCUAAAUUCUAGGGUCGUUUUCUCAAUAAUAGUUUGAACAUAGAUUUCAGUUUAAAUUCUGCUAUAACAAUGUAUUUGAUGCGCGUCUGAACAACGUUUAAACUUGAAUAUAAGUUUAAACUACUAUAGUUGCGUACUAGACGCUCUGGUUGGAGAGCGAGCGCCGGUUGCUAGAUGUCAAAAGGGCGUCGGACACCGAGAAGUGACGCGGGGUGAGUAUAGGUAAAUCCGGCAGGGCUUUUCACCCUCGGCGAUGGAGCGAGAGCAACUUGCCCGCUCGCGGUGCGAACGCGCGGAUGUAGUAGUUGAUCAAACCGGUGAACGACGGCUCUGAACGGAGCGGGAUCCGUGAAACGUGAGGAUGGGCGUAACGCCGCGAGCCGCUAGAGUCACGGAUGCUUAAGCCUAUCAAGAUGGCUUCCGCCGGUUCCUCCGCUGAGCAGACGUAGAUGUGAACGCGGCCGUAUAGGAGCGACUGCUCACUCUGACGACUAAGUCUCCUGGUUGACUUAGUUUGGUAUGCACGCGAUACUAGGAGAACGACCCUGGUCGCUCUGGUACGCCCCAAUGGCGAUAGCGUGUGUCAUGAGGACACGAUACUAUUAAGGCCGGUAAGUAAUCGGCCGAAGGAAGAUGCUUCCGUGGAAGACAAAACCGAAAGGAGAGAAAAUACCGACCGCAAGAUCCGAUUCGUGGCACACACGGCGCACGAUUAGAGCGCUCGACAAUACUGCUCUUGUCGAGGGUGCGCGCGAUAUCUGUAUUCCGGGAGAUAUCGCGAAGGGAAGCCUCCACCGUUUUGGAAACUCCGAGAAGAUCCGUAAUGGUCGCGCGAAUCCUCUCAAACGCCGAUCGUAUAGAGAGAAGUCGUGGAGUAACCUGAUUCUUCGCGCGAGGAAUGCCAACGUGUCUCAGACACUCUAAAGGCAAUAACCCAACAUGCUUACGCACUCUAAAGGGCCGUGGAGAAUAUUAUCCAAAAGAAUACCUCGUUGAGAAAAGACCUGAUGCGUACCGGCAAUCAGAAGGCCAAUGAGCACACUACUUCUAUACCGCCCGUGCUACCAGAGCGGUCUGGCCGUGCCUGUGCCGCGGCCGCUCUAAUAUAGCGUCCGCAAGCAGAAUUUACUCGCGGGUUCGCCUCGCGCAGUCAGGCGUGCCGCCUCGCGGUACGCGCCGCGAGUCACGGCGAGACCGGGUAGCGCGGUCGACGGCGAAAGAAUCGCCCCUAGCGCGAGGCAACGCGGCUCUGGCGCCGAAUCUCGGCGGCCGUCGAUCCCACCGGCGUUGCUCGUCGGAACACUACGGUGGGCUACGCCCGAUCCGCAACUAUUAAGAAAAAAAAAUCGGCCCUUAAGUUUCAAAUUUAAAUUCAAGCUUAAAUUCUGUUCUAACAAUGUAUUUAAUGUGUUUGAACAGAAUUUAAACUUAAAUCUAAGUUCAAACUACUAUUAAAAGAUCAGUUCUAAGUCUUUGUCUGAAGAGAAUUUAAAUUCAGGUUAAAGUUUAAUCGACAUUGGUGGGAACGGCACAGUGGAAAUUAGACAAUUCGCAAUAACUCACCAGUAUCUCUCAUAGGUGAAGGCAUCCCUGACUACUGCAGAAACGGCGUUAUUAUUGCUCUGGAACACUCUACUGAA